Molecule: messenger RNA, 662 nt
Organism: Psylliodes chrysocephalus
Lineage: Eukaryota; Metazoa; Arthropoda; Insecta; Coleoptera; Chrysomelidae
Source: the annotation of a GenBank genome assembly
AAUUCUGCCACUUCGAUUGCCACUAGAAUCCUCCCCUCCAGGCUCCAAUCCAAAAAAUCCAUCAAUCAAAUCGCCAUUCGCCAUCUUGUUCAUGUGUAAUACUUUGUGAAGAUAAUAUAAUGGCGUCAUCUUUGAUUGCCCUAACUUCUAGGGUAAUUAGACAUAUUCCAAAAAAACAUAUUCAUAUUGCUCCUAUGAGCAGUUAUGUUCGUCCUCUUAUUGGUAAAAGAGAAAUUGUAGGUUUUGGUUUCAAUGGUGAGCCAAAUUAUGUAGACAGAUCAGAUUUUCCAUUGCCAGCUAUUAGGUGGCAGGAACCUUCUCCAGAUAUACAAGCUUUAAGAGAAAAAGAAAAGGGUGACUGGAGUAAAUUGUCAAUAGAAGAAAAGAAAGCUUUGUACAGAGCAUCUUUUUGCCAGACUUUUGCAGAAUUUAAAGCUCCAACUGGUGAAUGGAAAUCCGUUAUUGGAUUGGGAUUGCUUAUACUCUCUUCAGCUUUAUGGGUAUUCUACUUCUUAAAAGCAUUUGUGUACAGUCCUCUCCCUAUCACCUUCGACAAAGAGCACAGAGAAGGUCAAUUUAGACGUAUUAUAGAUUUACAGGUCAACCCUGUACAAGGUGCAGCAUCCAAAUGGGACUAUGAAAAGGAUGAUUGGAAGAAAUAA